Messenger RNA from Gorilla gorilla gorilla (western lowland gorilla), 2579 nucleotides. RefSeq names its product dehydrogenase/reductase X-linked (gene DHRSX). Gene Ontology annotation, cellular component: extracellular region. The transcript is spliced from 7 exons. NCBI's taxonomy places the organism in Eukaryota, Metazoa, Chordata, Mammalia, Primates, Hominidae. The record is from RefSeq and is a predicted model, not a curated record. Gene Ontology annotation, biological process: positive regulation of autophagy. Bases 25 to 861 code for a protein of 278 amino acids. Gene Ontology annotation, molecular function: oxidoreductase activity.
GGCGGCGGCGCGGCCGGGGCAGCCAUGUCGCCAUUGUCUGCGGCGCGGGCGGCCCUGCGGGUCUACGCGGUAGGCGCCGCGGUGAUCCUGGCGCAGCUGCUGCGGCGCUGCCGCGGGGGCUUCCUGGAGCCAGUUUUCCCCCCACGACCUGACCGUGUCGCUAUAGUGACGGGAGGGACAGAUGGCAUUGGCUAUUCUACAGUGAAGCAUCUGGCGAGACUUGGCAUGCAUGUUAUCAUAGCUGGAAAUAAUGACAGCAAAGCCAAACAAGUUGUAAGCAAAAUAAAAGAAGAAACCUUGAACGACAAAGUGGAAUUUUUAUACUGUGACUUGGCUUCCAUGACGUCCAUCCGGCAGUUUGUGCAGAAGUUCAAGAUGAAGAAGAUUCCUCUCCAUGUCCUGAUCAACAAUGCUGGGGUGAUGAUGGUCCCUCAGAGGAAAACCAGAGAUGGAUUUGAAGAACAUUUUGGCCUGAACUACCUAGGGCACUUCCUGCUGACCAACCUUCUCCUGGAUACGCUCAAAGAGUCUGGGUCCCCUGGCCACAGUGCGAGGGUGGUCACUGUCUCCUCUGCCACCCAUUACGUCGCUGAGCUGAACAUGGACGACCUUCAGAGCAGUGCCUGCUACUCACCCCACGCAGCCUAUGCACAGAGCAAGCUGGCCCUUGUCCUGUUCACCUACCACCUCCAGCGGCUGCUGGCGGCUGAGGGAAGCCACGUGACCGCCAACGUGGUGGACCCCGGGGUGGUCAACACGGACCUCUACAAGCAUGUGUUCUGGGCCACCCGUCUGGCGAAGAAGCUUCUCGGCUGGUUGCUUUUCAAGCCUUCUUUUCUUCUUCCGCCAGACCCCCGAUGAAGGAGCGUGGACUUCCAUCUAUGCAGCAGUCACCCCAGAGCUGGAAGGAGUUGGUGGCCGUUACCUAUACAACGAGAAAGAGACCAAGUCCCUCCACGUCACCUACAACCAGAAACUGCAGCAGCAGCUGUGGUCUAAGAGUUGUGAGAUGACUGGUGUCCUUGAUGUGACCCUGUGAUAUCCUGUCUCAGGAUAGCUGCUGCCCCAAGAAACACAUUGCACCUGCCGAUAGCUUGUGGGUCUGUGAAGACUGCGGUGUUUGAGUUUCUCACACUCACCUGCCCACAGGGCUCUGUCCUCUAGUUUUGAGACAGCUGCCUCAACCUCUGCAGGACUUCAAGAAGCCAAAUAAACAUUUUGGAGGAUAAUCACCCCAGGUGGUCUUCAGCCAUAAACCUUGUGAUUCCAAAGUGCCCAGUUGUCACAGGUGCCAUAAAUAAUUACAUUUUCCAACAUAAAUGUGCCAUUUUCCUUGCCGCGUUAAGCACAACUGAGUACAAAAGUUCCAAGAGAGAUGCUCUCUUUUCAGGGGCUGCAGUGUCCUCUCUGAGACCUAGUGGUGGAUGAGGUCUCCUGUUUGAUUUUGUUCCUGCACUCACUCAUUUUUCCAGAGACCCAGCUGUGAUUCACAGGUGUCAGACAUGGGGAGGUGUGAGCCUUGCUUGCUACAGCCUGUAGGAUGAGUUUGAUGUGGCCAGCAGCACCAUCUGGUCAACCUCAUUCCAGAAUGGCACAGUCACAAGUGAAGCAUGCCACUGUCAAAUCUGAGAAUGUAAACCACUGAACAGCUAUGGAUCAAAUGGUAGCCCUCAAAAGAUAUGUUCAUGCCCUAACCCUCAGAACCUAUAAAUAUUACUUUAUUUGGAAAAGAAUCUUUGCAGAUAGAAUUAAGAAUUUUGAGAUGGGUCAUUAUGGAUCAUCCCAGUGAACCUAAUGCCAUUACGAGGGUUCUUAUCAGAGACAGGUAGAGGGAGAUUUGAGUACAGAAGACAAGAUGUUCAUGUGAUGAUGCAGGCAGAGACUGGAGUGAUGCCACCACAAGCCGAGCAAUGCCUGGAGCCACCAGGAGCUGGGACAGGCAGGAAGGAUUCUCCUUUACACCCCUCAGAGCAAUCUCGGCCCUUCUGACAUCUUGACUUUAGACUUCUGGUCCCCAGAACGGAGAGAGAAUAAAUCUUUCUUGUUUUAAGGCUCCAACAAAUUGGUAGUCACUUGUUACAGCAACCACAGCAAAUGUAUACAGCUUCUGAUACUUCUGAAAACCUCACACAGCCAAAGGGUACGUCCUUGGUAUAGAGGCUCACUCUUACUCACCAGCCAGGCAAGGAAGGCUCAAUCCUUUUGUGUUAGAGAGAUAGAUGUUGGGUUUUCAAAUUUCAACAUGGAGAAAUCAGUCAUUUGCAAUGCUUUUGAGAAAGUACUGUGUAUACCCUACGAGCCUGCACUCCUUAUGUGUGAGACUGAUGACCAUUGGUUGGCUUAUUAUCCAUUCCCCUAAGUGACAAAAUCCCACUGACUAUUCAAAUCCAACAUUAGCUCCUGGCAUGCCUGUACCUUAGAAUCACAACCAGCUGCAAUUCCAGGAUGGAGUUCAAACUAAUUGCGGGGGCAUGUGCUUCUUACAUGACUGCUAGAUUGUUCCCAGAUGGGGAAGGUUGCCCUGAUAAGCAACUUAAAUGAAAAUAAUAAAUGUAUUGUUUGGCCUUUUUAAAAAAAAA